Molecule: messenger RNA, 480 nt
Organism: Arachis ipaensis
Lineage: Eukaryota; Viridiplantae; Streptophyta; Magnoliopsida; Fabales; Fabaceae
Molecular function (GO): zinc ion binding; nucleic acid binding
Source: RefSeq, a predicted model, not a curated record
AUGUGGGCUAAGAGUGGAGGAAUGGAUCUAAUAGACCUAGGGAAUGAGUACUUUAUUGUUAGGUUGUUCAAUGAGGAUGAUUACUGGCAUGUUAUGGAGGGAGGACCUUGGCUAAUCUUCGACCACUACUUGACGAUAAGAAGGUGGACCCUUGAGUUCAAUCCAUUUGGUUCGGCUAUUAAUAAGAUUGCUGCAUGGGUGUGCCUCUCGGAUCUCCCUAUUGAAUACUACGAUAAAAGGUUUCUUGGAACAGUUGGCGAUCAAAUUGGGAAGACACUUAAAGUGGACAUGAAUAUAGCAAAUCAUUCAAGAGGAAAGUUCGCCCGUCUCUAUGUAGAGAUUGACUUAAACAAGCCACUGGACUCUAAAUACAUGGUGAAUGGCAAUAAUUACUUUAUAGAAUAUGAGGGUCUUCACUUGAUUUGCUUUGCGUGUGGUAAGUUUGGUCAUGUUAAUGAUGUCUGUACUGCCAAGCCCUAG